CAUGUCCGCGCUGCCUGCGCGGGGGCGGCGGUGUGCGCUGCGUGCGUACGAGCCGGAGGAGCCGGAGCUCAAACGACCAUGCAAGCCCUUGGAACCCCUGCCAAACCAGGCUGGUGCUCUCCUCAUCGAUUGUGCCAUGGAGCUGGACUCAAAACAGAAAAUGUCUGCUGGCUCUGGUCCUUGGGCUGCAAAAACAAAGCAAAACUCAGUGAGCCUUGAAAACCAUGGAAGCAGAGGUACUGCCCAACCUUGCCCAAGAUGUAUUGCUGGAGAAUCUGGACACUUCAAUCAUAUCCUGGGCUUCUAGGAGUGGAAAAGUGAUGGAUCAGCAGAACUGCUCUUCUGGUUAGACUCUGAAGACUCACCUCUGAACCUCACACGGCUGGAUAUCUGCACAUCACUCACAGCCUGCAUCUGAGUGUGGUAUCCACCACAGAUCGCUCUGCUGUCACUCUUCCAGUGCACAAUUCUGGGUGUGACUGGUUCUACACAUGAAACAAUGCUUCUGCUUCUAAGAUAGCUCACAAUAUGGUUUGUUAAAAAAGCUGAAUGAAUUUUUUUAGACUGGUUAAGUUGGUCUGGCCUUUGGCCCAGUCUUCACCUUGGACUGGGGUCAAAGGCCAUGUUGAUGCCAGAGGUUUUCUUCUCACUCUUGGGGCACCUUCUCUGAUACUCUUGGCGAAGAUCCUUGCAUUGACAUGGGUCUGGGGCCUGCAGUUUUCACUCAGCCCUACGUGUGCAGGCAGAAGUGGGAGGACACAAGUGUCUUCAUUUUUAGAUGGCUGAAGGAAGGCCAGUGAAGAAUCACAUCUUGUGAGGUACAGUCAGAGACCUGGGGUUGUUCAGCCUGGAAAAAAGGAGGCUGAGGGGAGACCUUCCAGCUCUCUACAAUUCCCUGAAAGGAGGUCAGAGUGAGGUGGGAGUUGGUCUCUUCUCCUCUCCCAAGGAACAAGUGACAGAACAAGAGGAAAUUACCUCUGAUUGUACCAAGGGUGAUUCAGAUUGGACAUGAGGAACAAUUUCUUCCA
Molecule: messenger RNA, 1028 nt
Organism: Dryobates pubescens (Downy woodpecker)
Lineage: Eukaryota; Metazoa; Chordata; Aves; Piciformes; Picidae
Gene: C30H10orf143
Product: chromosome 30 C10orf143 homolog
Exons: 4
Coding region: 2-307 (101 amino acids)
Source: RefSeq, a predicted model, not a curated record